AUGACAAAACCGGAGUCGAUCGAACCGCUGAGAUUGAUCGACGCGGCGAAGAUGGGAAGGCUGAGAUUAAUCGAUGCAUGGCGUGCAUGGAAAGUCGAUCGAGCUAGCUGUAAGCAGAUGAUGGGAUCAAUCAAGCUGGCUAGUCUCGUAUGGGGUCGAUCGAGCUGGCUAGCCUCCUAUGGGAUCGAUCGAGCUACUUGGUCCUGCACUGGAUCGAUCGAUCUGUGA
Molecule: messenger RNA, 228 nt
Organism: Microthlaspi erraticum
Lineage: Eukaryota; Viridiplantae; Streptophyta; Magnoliopsida; Brassicales; Brassicaceae
Source: the annotation of a GenBank genome assembly